Messenger RNA from Plenodomus lingam JN3, 663 nucleotides. RefSeq lists its product as uncharacterized. The record is from RefSeq and is a predicted model, not a curated record. Gene Ontology annotation, biological process: positive regulation of cytoplasmic translation. Gene Ontology annotation, cellular component: cytoplasm. Lineage: Eukaryota; Fungi; Ascomycota; Dothideomycetes; Pleosporales; Leptosphaeriaceae. Gene Ontology annotation, molecular function: single-stranded RNA binding; zinc ion binding; translation regulator activity.
AUGUCGUCUCUAUCACGUCGCGCGUGCUUCAAAUGCGGAAACGUAGGACACUAUGCUGAAGUGUGUUCCUCCUCGGAGAGGCUCUGCUACAACUGCAAGCAGCCCGGCCACGAGUCCAAUGGCUGCCCUCAUCCACGCACCACUGAGACCAAGCAGUGCUACCACUGCCAGGGACUCGGCCACGUUCAGGCCGACUGCCCAACUCUCCGCCUGAGUGGAGCUGGCACCAGCGGACGUUGCUACAGCUGUGGUCUGUCCGGCCAUCUCGCCCGCAACUGCCCAAACCCAGGAAUGGGAGGUCGUGGAGUUGGCGCGCCCCCGCGUGGCGGUGGCUUUGGAGGAGGUUUCAGGGGCGGCUUCGCUGGCGGCGCUCGCCCUGCUACCUGUUACAAGUGCGGCGGACCUAACCAUUUCGCCCGCGAUUGCCAGGCUCAGGCCAUGAAGUGCUAUGCCUGCGGCAAGUUGGGCCACAUCUCCCGCGAUUGCACAGCGCCCAACGGCGGCCCUCUCAACACCGCUGGGAAGACCUGUUACCGCUGCGGCGAGACUGGUCAUAUUUCCCGUGACUGCGCUCAACCCGAGGUCAACGGCGAUGUCGCUGCCGCCGGUGCAUCUGCUCCCGUUGCUGUCCAGCCCAUUGUGCCGACCACUGCUGUCGCUUAG